CGCGCGGCCCGACCGAACGUCUUCCUGGGCAGCACUCAGACGCACGAUAAUAAAUCACAAUUGACUAACUUUUGUGACUUACUUCUGACUAAACAUUGCAUUAAAAUACACGGUGUUAACAACAUCUCAGUUCAUACAGACAGUGAUCUUAAAUUUGUGACGUUGGACUUAAGUGAUAUUUUUGUGUAAGAUCGUAAAAGUUAACAAAAACAGGAGUUUCAAACUUUCCAACGAAAUAAGCAAUGUGACUGCGACGCCGGCGGCGGAGUAAGAGAGUUGUGAUGUGGCAUCUAGCCGCCCUAUUAUCGUUGGCGGCGGCGGUUGUGGCAACGCCAUGUGAAGUGGCUCGCAUGCGCUGCGCCUACCGUACGGGUUGCGGAGCCGCUCUCAGCAACUACAUGUACCUGUGCAACGAAGUCCUGUCUGAACCUACUACGGUGUGUCCCAAGGCGUGUGGGCAUGCUCUAAUUGCACUUAUGUCUACCGAGGAAGGGAAGGCACUUAUGAACUGUAAAUGUGAAGAUGAAUAUUGUCUGGAGACAAUUCGGCGGAUGGAAGUGUGUCGACCUCAAGUGAUGAAGGGAGCCGCCAAUGCGACUUCCUCCUGUCGUUUGUCGCAGCUAAUUUGCUUGGCAGACGCACAGUGCUCUACCGCUUUGGGAUACUACAACGACCUCUGCCGAUCUAUGUAUCGACGAGGUAGAAAGUGUUCCAAUAAGUGCAUGAACUCUAUUGAUAUUUUGAGAAAACAGGAGAAAGCUGCCGCAUUAGUCGCAUGUAGAUGUGAUGGCAACGAAGACUACGAUUGUCCACGGAUGCAAAGAAAUCUCCAAAGGCUUUGUUUUCAUAAGAAAAAGUCUCAUGGAAAGGGAGAAAAGGAAGAGAGAGAAAGGGAUAAAGAGAAGAAUGGAGAAAGGCUGCAUAAGAAGGUACAUAAAGAUGUAGAAACAGGAACAGCUUGUGUAGUUUCCGUAUCGUGGGUGUCAGUUUUAAUUACUAUAUUUAGUGCGUCGCUCAAUACGUGACUGGGGACUAGGUCUACCUCACUUUUUAGGCUAUUAUAGAAUAAGCAGCAAAGUACAAUACUUUGUGUAAAUAUGUACAAUAGAAACAGAUCAUCAGUGAGGGAAUGCAAGGGCUUGUGUGAAUUUUAAGGCUUAAACGAAAAAUUAUUGGGAUAAUGUAUGUUAUGUUUGAAAAUUCAUAUCGUUAGUCGUUAUUUUGCAAUGUAUGUAUAUGAGUGGUACAUUUAAUGUAGGGUGAACGUACUGCGGUUAAUGUGUAAAUAAUUUUUUUUUUCAAUAUCUUUAGCCUUUAAGUGGUUUUAGAGAAGGAGCGUGAUGUUUCUGUUUCAUUCUUCCCCUUACGUACGAGCACAUAACAUACUUAAUUCAUUAAGUUGAAAUUAUUAUAGAUCGUUCAUCCAGUGUAUUCAAGUAAAUUUUAUAAAAUCGAAAUAGAAAUGUAUGCAAGCGUAUAUAUCGUGAUGCAGCGAAUACUAUACGCCCACGGGGUGUGCACGCGGCGAUGCGGCGGCGGGUGGUGCAGUGCCGUUGCGCGGGCGUCGGUGCCCGCUAUAAAUAAGCCGGCGCCGGUGGUCCGGUGACAAAUGCUCCGGCGCCACGCCGAUUGAUCAAACGACGUACUAUCAUCACCACAAUGCGGUGACAAAUUUGUAACACGCAUCACUAAUUUGUUUUUGAAUCUAUGGGCAGUAUGUCUGUAAUAAUUAUAUUGCUACAAAAUCACCGGAGAUUUAGGUAUCCCAAAUUGCUUACUAUUUAUAUACCUUCAUAGGACACGAAAGAUUUGCUCCACAAUAGUCAUGAUCAACCCAUUUACGUGUCCCACUGCUGGGUGCGGGUCUCCUCUCAGGCGAGGGAUUAGGCUAUGGUCCGCCACGCAGACCCAAUGCGGGUUAGGGACUUCACACGUUUUCUGAGGGUUGUGAACAGCGUUGCCAAUUUGUGGGGAAUUCCCCAAAUUGCGGGGAAUUUCAACGAAUUUCAACUAGAUAGGGGAUUUUGUGGGGAUUCGCGCUAUGUGGGGAAAAUGUGGGGAUUCUAACAUUUUAUCAUUUUGUUUAAUCUAUCGAUUGCAUAAUGUAUCGCUAGUUCGAUCGUUAUUGUAGAAACACUGUAUUGUAGAACUAUAAUGAUGUGUUUUUCAACAUCGCAUAUCCCUCGCAUUAUUUUAACAAGCAGCUUAAAUAGAGUCGGUGUGUAUUGAUUCGCGAUCCUUUAUCCCGCUUUAGGCCGGUUAGGAAGAAAAACGAAAUAAGCUAUUGAUAAACAAAGCCGAGCAGUUGGUACUUCCACACCACAACUUACCAGUCGUCAAUAUAGGUCGAAACUUAAUUUACUCAUUGAUUAUUUCUAACAUUAAGAUAGUGUCGUCAAAUGCGCACCAAAUGACUAAGUUACUUAAUUUUGUAAGGCAAACAAAGACCGAUUUUUUUCAAAGACCGAUUAAUGUUGCAUCUCGUUAAAAUAAAUAAACGAUUAAAGAUCAUCGAAUUUUAUAAUGUGCUUUACAUUUUGCAUUCUGUUUACAUUUACAACAAACGUAAUAGAUGGUUACAUUUUGAGUUUCCUAAUUCUUAUUAUAUUUUAAAG
Hyposmocoma kahamanoa is the source of this 2615-nucleotide messenger RNA. RefSeq names its product growth arrest-specific protein 1-like. The transcript is spliced from 3 exons. Lineage: Eukaryota; Metazoa; Arthropoda; Insecta; Lepidoptera; Cosmopterigidae. Gene Ontology annotation, biological process: regulation of cell cycle. The record is from RefSeq and is a predicted model, not a curated record. The coding region runs from base 282 to 1025 and encodes 247 amino acids.